This is a messenger RNA of Condylura cristata (star-nosed mole), 1712 nucleotides long. It is a transcript of the gene MPND, whose product is annotated as MPN domain containing. Gene Ontology annotation, molecular function: polyubiquitin modification-dependent protein binding; metallopeptidase activity. Gene Ontology annotation, biological process: double-strand break repair. The transcript has 14 exons. NCBI's taxonomy places the organism in Eukaryota, Metazoa, Chordata, Mammalia, Eulipotyphla, Talpidae. Gene Ontology annotation, cellular component: BRCA1-A complex; BRISC complex. The record is from RefSeq and is a predicted model, not a curated record. Bases 1 to 1557 code for a protein of 518 amino acids.
AUGUACCGGAGCCAGACGGGGUCACAGAUGAGCACGGGCUUUUUCCUGCAACCGAAGUUUGCCCCAACUCCUGCGAAUGGACCCCGGAGGGAAUCUUUGGGACACUUUCCUGAUUUCCUCCAGCUCCCUUCCCAGCUGGCCAUCAUGUGUGGUAACCGGAACCUGGCCAAGGAGGCACAGUGUGAGCUAGAGUUGGGCCUUGGUGGGGUCUUCCACCAGGGGUCCGCGCCGGGGCUCUUCGGAGGCCCGGGGGGCUCGCUCACCAGGCGCGCGGUGACGCUGCGGGUGCUGCUCAAGGACGCGCUGCUGGAGCCGGGUGCCGGGGUCCUGUCCAUCUACUACCUGGGGAAGAAGUUCAUGGGGGAUCUGCAGCCGGAUGGGAGAAUCGUGUGGCAGGAAACAGGGCAAGUAUUCAACUCCCCCAGCGCCUGGGCCACCCACUGCAAGAAGCUGGUGAACCCUGCCAAGAAGUCGGGCUGUGGCUGGGCCUCCGUCAAGUAUAAGGGCCAGAAGCUGGACAAGUACAAGGCCGCCUGGCUCCGGCGACACCAGCUGCACGUGCCUGCAGCCGCCGCUGACGAGAGCCCCGCCAGCGAAGGGGAAGAGGAAGAGCUGCUGAUGGAUGAAGAGGAGGAGGAGGUUCUGGCAGGCGUCUCGUCGGAGGACAGGGGGCGGCGAGCACUGCCGAAGGGCCCCCCGGAGGCGCCCCAUGCCGAGGCCAUGCUUCCAGGGAAGCGGCUGGAAAACAAGGUCCGGGCUCCUGUCCGCUACUGCAUGCUGGGAAGCCGGGACUCCAGCAGGAACCCCCACACUCUGGUAGAAGUAACAUCCUUCGCUGCCAUCAACAAGUUCCAGCCAUUCAACGUGGCCAUGUCCAGCAAUGUGCUGUUCCUGCUGGACUUCCACAGCCACCUGACCCGAAGUGAGGUUGUGGGCUACCUUGGGGGCCGCUGGGACAUCAACAGCCAGAUGCUCACGGUGCUGAGGGCCUUCCCGUGCCGGAGCCGGCUCGGGGACUGCGAAACAGCCGCCGCCAUCGAGGAGGAGAUCUACCAGAGCCUGCUGCUGCGGGGCCUGUCCCUGGUCGGCUGGUACCACAGCCACCCGCACAGCCCGGCGCUGCCCUCGCUGCAGGACAUCGACGCGCAGAUGGACUACCAGCUGCGGCUGCAGGGCUCCAGCAACGGCUUCCAGCCCUGCCUAGCCCUGCUCUGCUCCCCUUACUACUCUGGCAACCCGGGCCCAGAGUCCAAGAUCUCACCCUUCUGGGUGAUGCCGCCCCCUGAGCAAAGACCCAGUGACUAUGGCAUCCCCAUGGAUGUGGAGAUGGCCUACAUCCAGGACAGCUUCCUGACCAAUGACAUCCUUCACGAGAUGAUGCUGCUGGUGGAGUUCUAUAAGGGUGCCCCUGACCUCGUGAAGUUCCAGGAGCCCUGGAACCAGGAGCAUAGCUACCUCGACAAGCUCAAGAUCUCCCUCGCCAGCAGGACACCCAAGGACCAGGGUCUGUGCCACGUGCUGGAGCAAGUUUACAGCAUCCUCAAGCAAGGCAACUAACCGAGGGCCCGGCAGAGCGGGGACUGUCAGACUCUGGGCACCCGGACCCUGCUGCCGGACCAGCGAGGACAGGUCCAGGGCUGUUGGUGGAUGUGCGGCGCCCUCCCUGGGACUCGGCCUGUGACGGUAGGGCCCAGACAAUAAAGGAGACACGC